This is a messenger RNA of Paramecium pentaurelia, 1571 nucleotides long. NCBI's taxonomy places the organism in Eukaryota, Ciliophora, Oligohymenophorea, Peniculida, Parameciidae. The record is from the annotation of a GenBank genome assembly.
AUGUCUUAAAAAUCAAAAACACUAUUACAAUUACUUUAGCAACAAUAACAUUUCCAUGAUGAUAUAAAUACAUCCUUGGAGUCUAAUUACAGACAUAGUUCAGAACAUACAGAAAAGAAGUUUGAUCUCAAAUUAUAAAAAUCAAUACUUGAUCUCUAUUCAUAAAUUAAAAGCAAUAUCCUAAAAACUGAAGAUCAUGUAUAAAUCCUAUUUCCAAAUUAGUUGCUACUAUGUUAAAUAAGAAAAUUAGUUCCUUUGGAUAAGUCAGAAGAUCUUUAUACAGAUCCAAAUAGUUUGAUUUGUUAUAUUGGAUGUAUUUUUACAGUUCUUAUGCAAGAUAAAGUAUUUUUUAAAUAUUAUUAGUUAAAUUUAGAAUAAUAAGUAGAAGAACAAAAAACUAGAGAUUAAAGUGAUUAUGAAGAAUAAUUAAUUAAAUUGGAAGCAGAAAUAAGAUAACAUAUAAGAGUAUUUAAAUAAAUUAAAUUAGAUUGAAUAAUAAUUGAAAUUAUUUGCAGAAAAUACUCAAUCAAAAUUAGAAGAUGCUUUAAAAAUAAAAGAAGAAUUAGAAGAAGAAUUAUAAGGAAUAAAAAGUGAUUUUUAAGUAUUAUAUGAUAAAAAUAAUACUUUGAAUCAAAAACUAAGAUAAUAAGAAAAAGAAAUUUAAAUAAUUAAAAAUAAUAGUACAAUUGAAACUACAAAUCAAUCUCUUAAAUCUACCUAAAAUAAUCAAAAACCUUUAAAUAAAAAAGAUAAUAUAGAAAAUGAAUAUCCUAAAUAAUAAUCUAUUACAAUCAAUUUAUAAGUAGAUAAAUAAAAACCUCCUCUAUAAGAUUAUGUAUAAUUUAUAUAUAUAUAUAAUUUAAUAGCAAGAUAGACUAUAAACAGAUCCAUAAGAUGAUUAUUUUAAACCUAGAAAUGAUUCUCAUAAAAGAAUUAUUUCUACUCAUGUUGCAAAUACUUAAAAUAACAAAUCUAGUUAUUUAGCUAUAAGAACACAAACAGAAUCAUGUGAAUAUUAAGAUAGAAAAAGAAAAAAUAAUUCAUCUCAUUAUGAAACUUCAAAUGUUACUAAACAUUAGAGAAAUAAGACAGCUUAAAAUGUAUUAAAUCUGAUAAGUAAUAAAUAUACUUAUAACAGAAGAUUAAGAACUUAAACGUUAAUAAUCAGUAAAAGCAUGUUAAGAUAAAGUUUAAACUAAUUAAAAUAAAGGUAUUAAAAAACCAUCAACUUCUUAACAUGCUGAACCUAAUAGAUCAAACAAUUCUGUUCAUAGUUUUCGUAAAUAACCUACUGAAGUUAGUCAAAUUCCUAGACCUUUUUCAUGUGCUGAAUAAAUUGAAGAAUCACAUCAUUCCGUAAAUUAUAUUAUUUAUCAUAGUUUUAAAAAGAUCUAAGUAUGGAUAUGGGUAAUUAUUAGAAAUAAAGUGGAGAUUAUUAAGAUAAUUAACAAUAAAUUAAAAAGCUAUUAUAAUAAUAUUAAUAAAAACAUAGUUUAAAUGACACUUUAACUAAAAAAUUACUAUAAGAAUAUAAAAAAAGACAAGGAUACAACUGCAAAACAAUAUAUUGA